Molecule: messenger RNA, 493 nt
Organism: Theileria parva strain Muguga
Lineage: Eukaryota; Apicomplexa; Aconoidasida; Piroplasmida; Theileriidae
Exons: 4
Coding region: 101-493 (130 amino acids)
Source: RefSeq, a predicted model, not a curated record
CGGCCAACUUGACCCAAUAUGUGUAAACUUAUUAGCCAUUAUUUACAUUAUUUAUCUACACAAUUUGUUUUAUUUAUGUAUAAUAUUACUAGAGUAAAAAAUGAGCUCCUCGGAAAUUAAUUUUGAAGAAGCUUUUAGUAUACUUUCUAAAAAUGACGAAUAUUUAACUCUUGAGGAUGCACAUGAACUUAUAUCACUUUUUGUUCCCGUUACUUUAGAGGAAAUUGAAGGUACACAUUUUACUAGGGAAGAUGUUAAAAACUUAAUUAACAAGUUUAAGAACGAACAGUCCAACAAAAACGAACAACUCUCAGCUCUCCUAAAGAAUAUGAAUGAGACGAUUGAUCGUAAUGCGUUGUAUCAAAUAUUUAAGACUGGGAACAGGAUAAGUUUUAAGGAAUUUGAAGAGUUUUUAACGCAUUUGAACCUGAACCAAACGAAAAUCAACACACAAGAACUCUACCAUAAUCUACUACAACAAUAUUUACUAUAG